AUGAAUCAGUCUAUAGUUAGGAUAAUACUAACGUAUGUAAGAUCAGUCAAAUACAUUAGUCAUGAUGAAUUAAAGGAAAAAUCAGAUACCGUGUGUAAACUAUAUGAUGAACAUGUGGACAUGGAAGAUAUUAUAGAAGAAAUCAACCAUCAACUCAAUCGAUUUCUGUUCAAGAUAGAUUCUAACUUGAAUGAAAUCACCAAUCAAAUGUGUUAUUCUUUCAUCAAUCUCAAGAAUGAAGAACAAAAUGAUAAAGACAUUUACAAGCAAUUUACAAAUUUCAAAGAAUCGGACAUUUUGGCCAUUAAAGGGAUAAUCGAUUUGAUCUUUGAAAAUAACUAUUCCUUCAAUAUGGAUAGGUUAGUCAAUUCAUUGACACAAUUUGGUAAAUCCCAUCAAGAUGCCUACGUCCUAGUCAAUAAACUCAUAAGUCAAGGAUGGCUCGAAAGAAUUGGUGGUGAUAUAGUUGUGACUGUGAGACUAAAGCUUGAAUUGAGAGGAUAUCUUGAAAAAUUCGAUUUAUUGAUCUGUCAUCAAUGUAAUAAUAUUGUAACGGUGGGAUACAUUUGGGAAGGUAAGGCUUUACAUCAGAGAUGUUUAGAAAUUGUCAGAAGAAGAGAAGAAGUGGGAGAAGUCAGAAAAAUCGGGCUCGAUGUAAAUUAA
Messenger RNA from Yamadazyma jaroonii, 663 nucleotides. The record is from the annotation of a GenBank genome assembly. Lineage: Eukaryota; Fungi; Ascomycota; Pichiomycetes; Serinales; Debaryomycetaceae.